Messenger RNA from Chara braunii, 1675 nucleotides. The record is from the annotation of a GenBank genome assembly. Lineage: Eukaryota; Viridiplantae; Streptophyta; Charophyceae; Charales; Characeae.
CCCAUGAACGAUUGCUUGUCACGUGGUUUCCGUUGUGCGGAUUGGCGACGCCAUUGCUCGGAAUGACGUCGAGGAGAUGGGCCUUGUAUUCUUGCAUGCUCUUCCCUCGCCGGACGGACCAGCUGCGUCACCGCCGGACCCACGCAUUUCUCACCUCUUGGACGAGUAUAGAGACGUCUUCGAGGCUCCCACUGGAACGGUUCCGGAUCGGCCCAUACGUCACGGGAUCACUCUCGAGGCUAGCGUCGUCCCUCCGCGUGGAUGUAUCUACCGCAUGAGCGAAGAGGAACUCGAGGUGCUUCGCGCACAACUCGAUUAUCUUCUCAACAAGGGUUGGAUUCGCCUUAGUUGCUCGCCAUACGGAGCACCUGUUUUCUUCGUUCGGAAGAAAUACAAAGAUCUACGGUUAUGCAUCGACUACCGGAAACUUAACGCACAAACCGAAAAGAACGCCGGCCCUCUCCCUCGGAUUGAUGAUCUCCUUGAGCGGUUAGGCGGUGCGACGUACUUCUCGAAGUUGGAUUUGAAGUCAGGUUACCACCAGAUUGAAAUCCAGCCUCAAGACCGGUACAAGACCGCGUUCAAGACGCGGUAUGGGCAUUUUGAGUGGGUUGUCAUGCCAUUUGGCCUCACCAAUGCGCCCGCAACGUUUCAAGCAGCGAUGACGAACAAAAUCCAAGCCAUCGUGGAUUGGCUGGAACCCCGUUGCACUACGGAUGUACGCUCUUUCAUGGGUUUGGCUGGAUAUUAUCAGCGAUUCGUCGAGUCAUACUCGAAAGUGGCCGCUCCUUUGUCGAGACAUCAGUCCCCGAAGGUGCCCUUCGAGUUCGACGACGCAGCCCGUGGCGCGUUCACUACGUUGAAGGCAGCGAUGCAAGCUGCACCUGCCCUCCGUAUAUAUGACCCCACCCUACCCACCCAAGUGACUACGGACGCUUCGGGAUACGGUAUUGGUGCGGUGUUGGAACAGUGUCACGAGGACGGUUGGCAUCCGGUUGAGUACUUCUUUCAGAAGGUGCCUCUCGUCAACACUCUUGAUGACGCUAGGAAGAAAGAGCUACUUGCGUUCGUCACCGUCCUCAAACGGUGGCGCCACUUUCUUCUUGGCCGUCGGUGUUUUAAAUGGAAUACGGAUAACAAUCCGUUGACAUUUUACAAAACGCAGGACACGGUCACUAGUACGAUCGGUCGAUGGAUGUAUUACAUCGACCAGUUCGAUUUUGACCCGUGUCACAUUCCCGGUCCCGCCAAUCGAGCUGCGGACGCCCUCUCACGACGGCCCGACUUUUGUGCCAUUGUGACCACGACAUUCGACCUCGAUGACGAUCUGCAGCAGCAUUUCGUCAAAGGCUACAAGUCCGAUCCAACUUACUCUACGCUUUACGCAGAGCUUUCAUCGGAUCAACCGCCGGCUAGCCACUAUCGGAUUUCCGACGGGUUCCUCCUUCACACGAGAGGAAAGGACUUGUUAGUUGUGCCCCAAGAUCGCAUCUUACGGACGACUUUCGGCACACCUUGGCGUGAACCGCACACUAGCACGCCUUCGCCAGCCUUUUCACUGGCCCGACGUCCUUCACGCCGUCACGAGGUACAUUGAGUCAUGUGCAGUUUGCCACCGCAACAAGGGUCGAUCUCGAGUCCCCUUCGGCGAACUGAAACCGUUGCCGAUCCCUCG